Lentinula edodes (shiitake mushroom) is the source of this 1291-nucleotide messenger RNA. RefSeq names its product quinone oxidoreductase. The transcript has 9 exons. The record is from RefSeq and is a predicted model, not a curated record. Gene Ontology annotation, molecular function: oxidoreductase activity. NCBI's taxonomy places the organism in Eukaryota, Fungi, Basidiomycota, Agaricomycetes, Agaricales, Omphalotaceae. The coding region runs from base 26 to 1123 and encodes 365 amino acids.
GUGUUCAACUGUGCAGUCAUGUACAAUGCUUCAUGCUUCAGUGUGCAUCGGGAGACAGUUAUCACACGCGACGUCAUCAAGGCAUCUCUUUCAGACUCUCACUACCAUCUCAAAAAUGCUUGCGAUUCUCGUCAAAGAUGGCAAGGGCCCCAUUGAUAACCUUUAUCUAGGUGAAGCUCCAACUCCGGACCCCAAAUAUGGUCAGGUUAUAGUCAAGAUUAAAGCAUUCGGAUUGAACAGGAUGGACAUUCUUCAGCGUAAGGGAAACUAUCCUGUACCCCCUGGAGCCUCUGAUAUCCUCGGUGUCGAGUUUUCGGGAACCGUCAGCACACUGGGUGAGGGCGUAACCAAGUUCAAAAUGAACGACGAAGUCUUUGGUAUUGCGGGAGGAGGUGCUUAUGCCGAGUACAUCACGGUCCAGGAAACUCAUCUCUUUCUAAAGCCAUCUCACCUUAGCUGGACCGACGCCGCAAGUAUACCGGAAGUAUUCUUAACAGCCUAUCAAGCUCUCGUGGUAUAUGGCGAGAUGAAGGAGGGCGAGAAUGUACUGGUACAUGCGGCAGCGUCCGGUGUUGGAAUUGCCGCUAUCCAGCUGGCUCGUGUCAGAGGCGCAAAGACCGUGAUUUCCACAGCUUCGACCAAGGAAAAGCUAGACUGGUUGGUCAAUAUUCCCAAUGGUGCCACGAACGGUGUCAAUUACAAAACCCAAAACUUUGCCGAAGAAGUCAAGAAGAUAACCAAUAACAAAGGUGUAGAUGUGGUCAUCGACUUUGUUGGCCAAAAUCAUUGGAACAAGAAUAUAGAAUCGAUGGCGAUGGAUGGUCGUAUGACCAUGCUCGCUCUCUUAAGCGGCGCAAAGGUAUCCGAGUUUGAGCUUACCCCCCUCCUCUACAAACGUCUUCGCAUUCAAGGCUCGACCCUUCGGUCUCGCACGAUGGCUUACCAGGCCGAUCUCAUCAGAAGGUUCACCGACGAUUUCCUUGAGUUAAUUACUGGCGAAGAUGGGCAGGGACCAAUCAAAACAUAUAUUCAUAAAGUAUAUUCAUGGAAAAAUAUUCAAGACGCCCAUAGGGAUAUGGAAGGAAACCAAACAAUAGGAAAAUUGGUUGCAGUCGUGGAUUAACUAUAUCAACUAUCAUGUACCAUGGACCUGAAGGUCUCGGAAGACUAAACUUGAAUGGGACUCCCUGCGAAGGAUAGCCUCGCCAGUAAGUGUCAAAUAAGGCGAGUUAAGACGUCUACAACCGCGAAUGGUGACUCCCGUUCAUGUUCGCACAAAUGACACCUGCCA